Messenger RNA from Gossypium raimondii (Peruvian cotton), 2563 nucleotides. Its product is annotated as BTB/POZ domain and ankyrin repeat-containing protein NPR1. Gene Ontology annotation, cellular component: nucleus. The record is from RefSeq and is a predicted model, not a curated record. Gene Ontology annotation, biological process: regulation of salicylic acid mediated signaling pathway; defense response to fungus; defense response to bacterium. Lineage: Eukaryota; Viridiplantae; Streptophyta; Magnoliopsida; Malvales; Malvaceae. Bases 582 to 2345 code for a protein of 587 amino acids. Gene Ontology annotation, molecular function: protein binding. The transcript has 4 exons.
UUCUGCAUCUUUUAUAGAGCUAAUUAGGUGAAAAUUAAUGCGUUUUCUUUCUUUUAGGAUCUGAUUCCUGAUCUUCUUUUAAAAACUUUUCCUUUCUUCUGGUCUUUUUUUUUCCCACUUAUCAUGUCAAUUGAAACGUUUGGAAAUUCAAGCAAGUUUGUAUUUUUAUGCUUUCAGUAUAAUUGUUUUCCGCCAUGUAUUUUAAUAAAAUUUACUCUUUAAAAAAAUUCAAAUUGGGAUUUUCUGUUUCAUCUCAUUGUUGCAUAAAAUUAUUGUGAUGAUAUCAGUAUAGAUUUUUUUUUCUGUUCAAAUGAUUCGGUUUUGAGUAUUAUUUGUCUGAAAACUUAUUUUCUGAGAAGGAAAAAAAAACCAAAACUAUAUAGGAAUAAUUGCUAGUUUUGAUACUUUUGUUUAACAAUACUAUUUCGGAUUUGUACACAGUUUUCUUUUACAUUUAGGUUCGAGAUUUAGUUUUCCUUUAUGUUUUUUUCUGUUGGCUCAAUAGCAAUAAAAGGUUGGAUUUUUGGGACCAGAGUUUGGAUCUUUCUUGUUCAUGAAUUAAGCUUUUGUUCAAGAUUUUAAUGGCUUAUUUGUCUGAGCCAUCAUCUUCUUUGAGUUUCAGUUCAUCUUCUCAUCUAUCAAAUGGCUCAAUCACUCACAAUAUACCCCCUUUUUCUGUUCCUGAAACUGGGGCUAACCUUGAAGCUUUAAGUUUGACCAAGCUCAGCUCUAGUUUGGAGCAACUAAUUGUUGACAAUUGUCCUGUUUUUAGUGAUGCUGAUAUAGUUGUUGAAGGUGUUGCUGUUGGUGUUCAUAGAUGUAUUUUAGCUGUUAGGAGUAAGUUUUUCAAUGAGGUUUUUAAGGAAGGAUCUGGGUCUUCUGAGAAAGAUGGAAAGCCAAGUUAUAACAUGUCUGAGUUGUUGCCUUAUGGCAAGAUUGGACUUGAAGCUUUCCAGGUGUUCUUGAGUUAUUUGUAUACUGGAAAGCUCAAGCCUUCUCCUAUGGAGGUUUCAACUUGUGUUGAUAAUGUUUGUGCUCAUGAUGCUUGUCGACCCGCCAUAAGUUUCGCCGUGGAGUUGAUGUAUGCAUCAUCCAUAUUUCAAAUACCGGAGCUUGUUCCACUUUUUCAGCGGCGGCUUCUUAACUUCGUUGAGAAGGCUCUCCUAGAGGAUAUCAUCCCAAUCCUCGUGGUUGCUUUCCACUGUCAAUGCAGUCAGCUAGUUUCUCAAUGUGUUGAUAGAGUAGCAAGGUCGGAUCUUGAUAGCAUCUGUAUCGAGAAAGAGCUUCCUUAUGAAGUUACGGAGAGUAUUCGGUUGCUUCGCCGCAAGUCUCCCUCUGAUGGUGAAGGCAAUGAGGCAGUGGUUGAUCCUUUGCAAGAGAAAAGAAUUCGGAGAAUACAUAAAGCAUUGGAUUCUGAUGAUGUCGAACUUGUUAAAUUACUUUUAACUGAGUCUGACAUAACUUUGGAUGAUGCUACUGCACUCCAUUAUGCUGCAGCAUAUUGUGACCCCAAAGUUGUCUCUGAGGUACUUGGCCUGCGUCUGGCUGAUGUCAAUCUGCGGAAUUCUCGUGGUUACACAGUUCUUCACAUAGCUGCAAUGCGAAAAGAACCAUCGGUGAUAAUGGCACUUCUAGCAAAAGGGGCAUCUGCCUCAACACUGACAUUUGAUGGACAAAGUGCUGUUAACAUCUGCCGGAGGUUGACAAGACCAAAGGAUUAUCAUGCCAAGACAGAGCAAGGGAAGGAAACGAAUAAAGACCGGAUAUGCAUUGAUAUUUUAGAGAGGGAAAUGAGGAGAAAUCCAAUGGCUGGAGAUGUUUCUGUUGCUUCCCAUGCAUUGUCUGAUGAUCUGCAUAUGAGACUUCUGUACCUAGAGAAUCGAGUGGCAUUGGCAAGGUUACUUUUCCCUAGUGAAGCAAAACUAGCCAUUGACAUAGCACAUGCCGAAACAACCUCCGAGUUAGCUACUGGCUUUCCAUCAAAAUGUUCAAAUGGAAACUUAAGGCAGGUUGAUUUGAAUGAGACACCCAUUAUGCAGAAGCAAAGACUUCUUGCUAGGAUGCAAGCCCUUAUGAAAACAGUGGAGAUGGGUCGGCGCUAUUUCCCUCAUUGCUCGGAAGUGCUCGAUAAGUUCAUGGAGGAUGACCUUCCUGAUUUGUCUUACCUUGAGACUGGCACCCCGGAAGAGCAAAGGAUAGAGAGAUCACGCUUCAGGGAGCUUAAGGAGGACGUUCAAAGGGCAUUUAAGAAGGACAAGGCCGAGUUUAACCGCAACGGUUUGUCUUCAUCAUCAUCGUCAUCUUCUUUCAGAGAUGGGGGCCCCUACAAGUAUAGGAAAUUGUGAUUAUAUCAGUAAGGAUUUCUUGUGAGUAAAACUUAUAACUCUUCUCUGCUUCUGUCUACUACCUGUCGCCAGGGAUAACUUGUUUGAUAACCUAUCCUCUGGUGAUAAAGGUAACCAAACUUAUACAUACACCAUUAAAGAUCUAUAGGAAGUUUAUGUUCUUUAGUGACUUAGAGAACUAUGAUAAUAGAAAUUUUCAACUGAUUCAUCUCUUUUAA